Messenger RNA from Asparagus officinalis (garden asparagus), 2220 nucleotides. RefSeq lists its product as uncharacterized. The record is from RefSeq and is a predicted model, not a curated record. NCBI's taxonomy places the organism in Eukaryota, Viridiplantae, Streptophyta, Magnoliopsida, Asparagales, Asparagaceae. Bases 1 to 2220 code for a protein of 739 amino acids. The transcript has 6 exons.
AUGCCUCUUUUGAUUGAUGGACCCAGUUCACCAAGAAAUAAUACCAACGUUUAUCUCCGACCUCUCAUCGAAGAGUUACGGUCUUUAUUCAUUGAUUGUGUGGAGGCAUAUGAUGCAGAUAAAGGGGAAACCUUCAUAAUGCGUACAGCCUUAAUGUGGAUAAUUAAUCAUUUUCCUGCAUAUGGAAUGCUAUCAGGAUAUUCUGUACAUGGUUAUAAAGCAUGUCCAUAUUGCCACAUGGAUACAACAUCGACAUGGUUGCCUUUUAGCAAAAAGAUAUGUUAUUGUGGUCAUCGACGUAUGUUGAAAGAAGACCAUCUCUAUAGGGAUGAUGAUGUUCACUUUGAUGGUACUACAGAGCACCGAGAGGCUCCAGUCCCCUUAUCUGGAGCGAACAUACUUGCUCAAUGGAAUGAUUAUGAAAAUGUGAUUUUUGGAAAAGUAAAGGAAAGACAGGAAAAGCCACAAGGAUGGAAUAAGAAAAGUAUUUUCUUUGAACUACCGUAUUGGGUGACAAAUACAGUGCGUCACAAUUUGGACGUCAUGCACAUUGAGAAGGGGGCAUCUGAGCACAUACUUAACUUGCUUCUUUGUAAAGAUGGAAAAUCGAAAGAUAACCUACAAGCUCAGAGGGAUCUACAACACUUAAACAUUAGAAAAGAGUUACACCCUAUACCUAAAUUAGGUAAACCAGGAAAAUUUGUACUCCCCAAUGCCGUUUAUCAUAUGUCAAAACUAGAAAAGAAAAUAUUUUUGGAGGUAUUGCAUGAGCUGAAGGUUCCUACAGGGUUUUCUGGAUCAUUUAAUAAGAAGAUAAAGACUGUAAAAGGCAAGAUAGAUGGGUUGAAGAGUCACGAUCACCAUGUUAUUAUGGAGCACCUUCUCCCACUAUCCCUUAGAGCUUCGCUUCCUGAAUCUGUUGGUUUAGUGAUCAAUGAACUUUGCAACUUUUUUAGGGAAUUGUGUGCUAAAACCAUUGAGGACAAGGAGUUGGGGAAGCUACAAGAAGCAGUUCCCUUAAUAUUGUGCAAGCUUGAGCGGAUUUUUCCACCAUCAUUCUUUGAUAUUAUAAUACACCUGACUGUUCAUCUUGCAACCGAAGCAAGGCUUGCUGGACCGGUACAAUAUCGGUGGAUGUAUCCUAUAGAAAGGUACCUUCUCACUCUAAAAAAUUACAUUCAGAAUAGAAAUCGGCCAGAGGGUUCUAUAAUGGAAGGUUAUCUCCUGGAGGAGAAUUGGAAUGAUGAACUAUUUUCUCAGGUCCAAGAUCCAAACUCAGAAUUAACAUUAGAUGAUGAUUUAAGAUGUCUAGCUCGACAUCCAAGCCUGGAGGUUGCAUACUACAAAGGAUUUGGUAUAAAUGGCUAUAAAUUUGCAAUCAAGGAGAUAGAAGAAUCUCGGACUAUCCAGAAUAGCAGAAUUGCGGCCAUUGGAGCUGAAGGUUUGAUUUACUAUGGGUAUUUGGAUAGAAUACUUGGUAUUCGCUAUCCGGGAAGAGCCAAACUAGAAUAUAUAUUUAAGUGUGUUUGGUAUCAUACAAGAACCGGACAUGGAAAAUGGAGAGACACAUAUGGGACUUGGAAAGAUGAAUAUAGAUUGACUAGUGUAAACACUAAUCUUUUUGAGUUUGAAGACGAACCAUAUAUAUUCCCGGAACAAGCAUUUCAAGUAUAUUACUCAAAAUGCUUGAAGCAUUCGGGAUGGAGUGUUGUUUGUCGAUGGAAGCCGAGAGAUACCUACGAUGUACCACAAUUCGCGGAUGUUGACAUAGAGGACAACAUUGAGAUAGAUUCUGAUGAUGAAGGACUUAGAUUGCUACAACCUACUAUUUCCAUAGAUGAAAAUGUAUCUCGAGUUGAGUGUGAGCAUGAAGUUUCAUGGGUUAGGAAUGAUUUCAAUGACGAAAUCAUUGUAGAUAUUCCUACAACGUCUAAGGAGCCUGUUAAAAGAAAAAGUGACAAUAGAGAGAUGGAUCACAUUACCCCGGAGUCUUCUUAUAGGGUAGAUUUUGCAUCUUCCCGUGCAGCACCUCAGCCUGAGGAGCAUGAUUUGCCGACCUCUACACACUCCAUACCAUCUGUACACUCGAUGGUUGGAGAGGAUGCCUCUGCAUCCGUAUCAGCAGCUCGUCCUUUACAUUUGAGAAACUAUCGUCCUAAUCGUGCUGCUAAACGUGCAGAGAAGCGUGCUACAAAAGCUGAAGAUAUCUAUAUCAUUUGA